Molecule: messenger RNA, 2358 nt
Organism: Abrus precatorius (Indian licorice)
Lineage: Eukaryota; Viridiplantae; Streptophyta; Magnoliopsida; Fabales; Fabaceae
Product: cinnamoyl-CoA reductase 1-like
Exons: 7
Coding region: 96-1058 (320 amino acids)
Molecular function (GO): oxidoreductase activity, acting on the CH-OH group of donors, NAD or NADP as acceptor
Source: RefSeq, a predicted model, not a curated record
AAAGUAAAAAUAGAAAACACAAAUGUGAGGAUGAAAGAGAAGUAGUUGUUUCAUUAUCUGCAACAGAAACAGUGUGGCACUGACAGUAUCGGAAUAUGGAGAAGGUGGUGUGUGUGACAGGCGGUAGCGGGUGCAUUGGUUCAUGCCUGGUCCGUCUCCUACUGGAUCGCGGCUACACCGUUCAUGCCACCGUUCAAAAUCUCAACGAUGAAGUAGAGACGAAGCAUCUAGAAGCCCUGGAUGGAGCGUCGACCCGUCUCCGCCUCUUCCAGAUCGAUCUCCUUCACUAUGAUUCCAUCGUCGCCGCCGUACGCGGCUGCGCUGGCGUCUUCCACCUCGCCUCUCCUUGCAUCGUUGACCAAGUUCAUGAGCCUCAGAAGGAGCUUCUGGACCCAGCGAUUAAGGGAACAAUGAAUGUGCUCGCGGCCGCGAAGGAAGCAGGGGUGAAGCGCGUGGUGGUCACUUCCUCAAUUUCUGCGAUCAUGCCGAGUCCCAAUUGGCCUAGUGAUGUUGUGAAGAGAGAGGAAUGCUGGACUGAUAUUGAAUACUGCAAGCAAAAGGGGUUGUGGUAUCCGUUGUCCAAAACUUUGGCUGAGAAAGCUGCUUGGGAUUUUGCUAAGGAGAAUGGUUUGGAUGUUGUGGUGGUGAAUCCUGGAACUGUCAUGGGUCCUGUUAUUCCACCAAGACUUAAUGCAAGCAUGCUCAUGCUUCUGCGUCUUCUUCAAGGCUGUACUGAAACAUUUGAGGACUUCUUUAUGGGGUUGGUUCACUUUAAAGAUGUUGCAUUGGCGCAUAUUUUGGUGUAUGAGAACAAAGUAGCAGCUGGUAGGCAUUUGUGUGCUGAAGCUAUCUCUCACUAUGGUGACUUUGUGGCAAAAGUUGCUGAACUUUAUCCGGAAUAUAAUGUGCCUCGGAUGCAACGAGAUACCCAGCCAGGAUUGUUGAGAGCAAAGGAUGGAUCGAAGAAACUUAUGGAUUUGGGAUUGGAAUUCAUUCCAAUGGAGACAAUCAUCAAGGAUGCUGUAGAGUGUUUGAAGAACAAAGGGUUCAUUUCUUGAAUGAUGAUAUUUGGAACCUCAGUUAGAACAUAAAUUAUAUAGACUGGUGAUGGUUUGUACUACAAGUACUCGUGGCAUUGUGAGUUCACUCUGUAGAUUUUGUUUACUCAAAUGUUUACGCUAAGUGACUCUGACUUAAUAAUCGUCAUUUCAUUGUCAUUCUAAUACUAUUCUUUAAUAAUAAUAAAGAAACUAAAAUAGAUAGGGAGAGUUUGAGUACUAGAAAAUGUAUAUAACAGUGACUCAUGGAUAUUUUGAACCUUUUCCUGAAUUGUUAAGUGUGUUCUUGGAUAUAUUUAAAGCCUUUGGUUCAAAUUAAUAGAAAAAGGCAUCUUAAUGAAGUAAUCAAUGGAUUUAAUGUUUUACUUGGGCGAAGAAGGAAAGUGCUUCAUGAUACAUGCAUAAACUAAAGAUAAUAUUGUUUUUGCACCUUGUAUGUUAGAAGUAGCGCUGACCAACUUCAAUAUGCUCUGAAUUUGUCAUGGUUCCUGACUCACAUUUUUAGAUGAUAGACAGAACUCACUUGACAUAACGUUACCGGCAUUAAGAAGAGCAUGAGACAACUAUCAGAUUCCAAGACCAUGAGCUAUGUAUGAAAUAAACAACAACAGCAUUAUUCAAGAACCCAACUUUUUCAAUCACAACUCAUUGCACAAAAAGCAAACAAGAAUGCAAUAAACAAAUAAGUUGAAUGGACGCUCUAAGCAAGUGGUUGGUUCUUCAUCUGAGCACACUUAUUACUGGAACGUGUGCUAUCUUAUCCCAAUCCUCCCCUGUUCCCUUCUCACACCGCUCCAUCAAUGUUGGGGAGCCCCGAAUCUUCAUAAUCUUAAGCAAAGGAAGGUGGCGAAAACCUUACGGCAACGAUAUCAAUGCUUCACAGCGUUUAAUAAUGAUAAUUAAAAGGGAGCGUAGACCUUCCCAACCUUGUUCUGAAAUUAGAUAUUUGUAGAUCUUUGAGAUAAGUCGCGUUUCUCAACAGUUCUUCUGGGAAGGAUGUCAUUGUCCGAUCUACAUCAUUUUGGAGGUCAAGGGAGAUAAGACAAGAGCAACAAGACAUUGAUCUUAGUAACUCAUAAUUACAUCCAAUUAUAGAGAGAUUCUUAAUUGAUGGCAGGCAUGUCAACGCAAGUGUAAGACAACUUAUUAUAUUAUACAUACAUUUCUUUAACGAUGUUUUAGAAAAUUAUUAUUUAAUUUAUAAGUAUGUGUAUUUCAUUAUCAUAACUGUGAUUGAAAGUAUAUUUUAUUCUAAUGGUGUAUAUUUGUGAACUCUUUAUUGAUCAGCGAAUUUUUGGAU